GACAUACAAGAAUUUUCCUUCAAAAUAUCCCGACGCUCCAUUGCUCAGAAACUUAAAAAGCCAACGCUCGCAAGUCGCACCUGCAGCGCUAUUCUAUAUAGCCUAUAUAACAAUUGGGCAUUUGGUUUCCCUGCUCUUCGACGAUCUCUGUGCUUGUUUUUCUGGGUCUAAUACUUGCUUGUAAAAUAAUUUGAUAGAUAUUAAAUAUACUACGUAGAAGAUGGGUACUGCGGAGCCCAACUUGGAAAAUUUUUUUGAGGAGAAGAAGCGCGUCAGGAACCCUCUUGUUCCUAUUGGUGCCCUUCUGACAGCCGGGGUGCUCACGGCUGGCUUGAUCAGUUUCAAACAAGGCAAUUCUCAUUUGGGUCAGGUGUUAAUGAGAGCUCGUGUGGUUGCCCAAGGUGCUACGGUAGCCCUAAUGGUUGGUACUGCUUACUACUAUGGGGAUAAUCCCUGGCGAUCAACAUAAAUUCUGUACACUGCUUUGGAUCUUUUCUUCUAACAUGUUAUGUUAUUGAUUUUGGUGACCGGAUCAGGACGAUCGUCCUUUUCAGCUCCAUGCACCUUUGCAAGUUUGCUUAUACAAUCAUAUAUAUAUAUAUAUGUAUGCCAAUCAUGUUACGGCUAUUCUGAAUAAAUUAAAGUUUCUUAGA
Juglans microcarpa x Juglans regia is the source of this 653-nucleotide messenger RNA. RefSeq names its product RING-H2 finger protein ATL48-like. The coding region runs from base 221 to 469 and encodes 82 amino acids. NCBI's taxonomy places the organism in Eukaryota, Viridiplantae, Streptophyta, Magnoliopsida, Fagales, Juglandaceae. The transcript has 2 exons. The record is from RefSeq and is a predicted model, not a curated record.